Labrus mixtus (cuckoo wrasse) is the source of this 1042-nucleotide messenger RNA. RefSeq lists its product as uncharacterized. The record is from RefSeq and is a predicted model, not a curated record. Bases 300 to 962 code for a protein of 220 amino acids. The transcript is spliced from 8 exons. Lineage: Eukaryota; Metazoa; Chordata; Actinopteri; Labriformes; Labridae.
UCAAACCCCAGAAGACUUGGAACGAUGCCAUGAGCAGCUUAGAUAAAGGCUCAGUGGCUCUGUGAGGCUCAGUCAUUUAGCUUUCCCUGAGCAAACCUUCAUGUCUGGUGGUUGUUUCACCUUAUAUUCUGAAAAACAUUCUCCAUAGCAUCAUGAAUCUUUGGUUCAGCAGUCUUUUUCUGUUGGUGAGGUUGUUUCUUAGCAGCUCGGCUCUGACAACUGAAGAAUGCAAACCCCAGGUCAAACCCUUUUCAACUUUCUAACCGAUAAACCAUGAGCCGGUGGGUUGACUUCUGUCCAUGGUUAUGAGGCCCCAUCAUAUGAUUGUGGAUGUGGGGAUCAGGCUCAGUCUUUUCCUGGUGGUUGGGUUUUUCAUGAGCAGCUCAGCUCAGUCAGUUGAAGAAUGCAGGCCUCUGGUCACACCUCUUCCUACUUUCGAACCGAGUUAUGGAAAGUGGAUCUUCAUCAUGGGUUGGAUUGAUAGUGAACCAUUUAAAGUAUUGUUCAGAUCAGCAAAGAGCCAGUGGAUUAAUUUCCGUGAGACACCGGGACAACCCAAGGAACUUGUUGAGGAUAUUGGGAUCAGGCAUCCUACAUAUUGCAAGUAUGGAUCAUCCCCUGUAACUCUUCAUAUGAACACUGCAGUAACUGACAAGACAAACUUCAGCUGCACAUAUCACUCUCUUCCAACCUGUGAGGGAUGUCUGCUGUAUACCGUCAACAGCAGAAACAACAACAAUUUACUUCCAAUUAUGAACAUCGUCAACCCCACAACCAUUCAUGAGGUCAAAGGCUAUCGAGCUUUUUACCUGAUGGCUAAAGAAAACCACGUCAAGCACUAUGACAUGAUGCAUACCAUGAAGCAGGCGAGGUGUCUUGGUUUCACAGGAGAACCAGACUUCAUCUACAACCCUGAGAAUUCUCUCUGCAGUAAUGACGAUGAUAAUGACGAUGAUGAUUGAAGCUAUUUUAGGAUGAAGUCAUAACAAACAUCCGGGACAAACAAUGCAAGCUUCAAAUUGUGGAAGUAAAAAAAGAAAAA